This is a messenger RNA of Nematocida parisii ERTm1, 2391 nucleotides long. RefSeq lists its product as uncharacterized. The coding region runs from base 1 to 2391 and encodes 796 amino acids. The transcript has a single exon. The record is from RefSeq and is a predicted model, not a curated record. NCBI's taxonomy places the organism in Eukaryota, Fungi, Microsporidia. Gene Ontology annotation, molecular function: ATP binding; ATP hydrolysis activity.
AUGUGUGCAGAUCUGAACAAGAACCAUAAACACCCGAAUAUGGCCAGGAAUGUAGAUGGAGGAGUACGGGACAGUCCUAUAAAUGGGCCACUGUAUAUGCAAGAUGCAGAUAAUUUAUCUCAUAUACUCAUUCAGUUUAAAGAGUAUAAACGGACUACUUUAGAUGGGAAUAUUCUCUUAGAUAAUAUUUCACUGUUUAUACCGGAGAAUAAGCUUAUUGCUGUUAUAGGACCAAAUAAUAAUGAGAAGUCAUAUAUGUUAGAAAGUAUUGCUGGUAUGUGCACUCCUUCAGAUAUAACGCAUAGUAAUGUAUAUGUUAGGGACAGGACUAGUAAUACGCUUAUAAUAAGAAGGAGUAAGAACUGGUUACACAGAGUUAAUUAUAUCCUGUCAGAUAUAACCAGAAAUACUUCUAAUGCCAUUUCCGUAUUUAAUUCACUCCUAUUCCUUGCAAAGUGUCAUGGUAAGACAGAAUAUGACGUAAAUGAAUAUUUAUCGAUGACAGGUCUUAUACAGUCAAAAGAUCUCUUAUUAAAUGAAAUGACAGAUGAAGAAAAACAGAAGUUUCUGUUUAUACAUGGAAUGCUUGGGUUAAAUGAAGUGAAUGUAUGGGAUGGUGUGUUAUCAGGUAUAAACUUAGAAACAGAUAUAAAUAUUAUAUCUGCCAUUAAACUGACAAAUUGUAGUAAUAUAGUGCGAGUAGAUAGAGUAUCACAGGAAGUACUAAAUGUAUUUGAUUAUGUGAUUAUUAUGUACAAAACAUCUAUUAUAUACUUUGGCAGUCCAUUACAAGUACAGAAUUAUUUCACUGAAGGGGGAGUAUGCUUUCCCGUGGAAAAGUAUUCUAUAGAAUAUCUUAUAGAGGUAUUACAGAACAAGUAUCAUAAUUCUAUUUCUAAUGAGAAUAUUCUAGUAAUUAAUAAUAUCUGUAUAAGAAACAAUGAGGCAGCUAAUAAUGACCAGAUAGACAAAGCACCAGUAAAGCACAGAAAUACAUUAUUCCUUUGGUCACAAGUGAAAGUAUCCUUUCCUCGGUGUAAAGAAGUCAUACGGAAUAUAAUUCUUACACCUGUGAAUAUGGAUGCAUAUGCGUAUAUCUCAGGAAUAGUAAUUGCGAUGUUUGCAGUGUACUUUGUAUGGGGGUAUAUGUGUUUGUUUAAGUUAUACAGUAAAGUCACAGAAAAUAUGAAUGACAGUAUAUACAAAUACACCGCAGGCAGUUCAUCUCUUCAGUUUCCAAAUAUAUUCCGAUUAAUUAAACAGAAGCUAUUGGAAAAAAAUAGUGAUGAUACAGAAUUUAUAGAAAUAAUCACAGAUAUGCACAGAGUAUCUGCAAAUCAUGGAUUUAUUUCUAUUCUUACGUAUCUGUUUUAUUUUCUGUUUAUUUUUGGUGGAUGUAUCCAGUGCAUCGGCUGUCCUGUAUUUUAUUCAGAUAUACAUUUUUAUACAACCAGAAGAUCUCAAGUACGCUCAAAUCAAUUCACAGUGGCCGAACUUAUAAUUGCACAGAUGUGUGAUGUUCUUCUGUGCAGAGCACUCCCCUUUUUUAUUCUGACAGUAUUGGCAUAUUUUAGUGUUUAUUGGUGCAUAGACUCAAAUUUAGUAAAUGCAUCAACAAUUGGCCAUGCACUGCCCAUUACUAUUUUGUUUAUGUGCUGUAGUUUAAUAGCUCUACACGGAACUAUACUGCAGUUUCUUUUGACUUCUUUUAAAAAGUAUGUAUGCAUAACUGUACUCUACCAAAUUGUAGUAAAUGUGAUUCCUUUGCUGGUGAUUUACUUAUUUAAAGCACCAAAUGAAACAUUACAACUUGAUUAUUUUUCCUGUGCACUUCUCAUAUUUAAAUCUACAAGUCUAAUGGACACUCUAUCCUCAGUAAGUAAUUACUAUAGCCCUGGUUGGACAUGUACAUUUAUGUGGGGAUUGUCUUACGCAUGCCUUUACAUAAUGAAGAUUGUCAUACAGAUAGUUAGUCCUGUAUUGCAAUUUUCACAUGUUUUAGAGCACAUUCUGCUAUACACAAACAAAUUCACAGUUAGACCAGAAACAGCAAAUUCUGUUAGUGAAGCACACUUAAAAAUGCUAAAAACAGAAAUUCUUGCACUUAUAAUACCCAAUAACACUUCAUCUGGAAACAAACUAGAUCCAGAGUACAAAGAGUACUUAAUCAGUAGAUACGCCGACUUUAGCCAGUUUAAUGCACACACAGCUCAAAUUCUUGGUAAGACUACACCACAUGAACCAUUUGAAAUAUCAUCUAUUUCACUUAAGAACAUGUCAUUGCUUUAUUUAGUAUGGAGUACUCUACGUGCAUGGAUAUUUGCUAUACUUGUUUUUUCUAUAUCCAUAGUAUUUGCAUAUAAAUACUUCCUGCCUAAAUCCAGAGGAUAA